AUGGCAGGACAAAGUGGCAACGAUACCGACCAGGCGAUGACAGAAAAGAAGACACUCGACGCUACCGUCAAGGCGAAGAUAAAAGAAUAUACGAACACGUACGAUUCACGUCUGUUAAGAGCGUUUAAACAAGACUUCAAUAAGUGGACUUUGAAUAACUUCAAUACCGUGUCCGUCACCGAACUCGGGAAACUAGUUGAUUUACUUCAAACCAACGGUGACGAUGAAGCUGAAAAACUCUAUACUCUACUCUCUACAGAAAAAUAUCGCCCAUGGACUAAGGAGGAAGUCAUUCGCCACCUCAGACAAGGCAAUACAAUUGAGUCGAAGGUGCUCAAUAAUCAAUUCGAAAUAGUGAUCAAUACAUAUAAUCAACCCUCAAACUACGGCACUAAUGAGGUACAAAACCAAACUGGAGAGGGACCCCUCACAAGAUCUUGA
This is a messenger RNA of Talaromyces stipitatus ATCC 10500, 441 nucleotides long. RefSeq lists its product as uncharacterized. Bases 1 to 441 code for a protein of 146 amino acids. NCBI's taxonomy places the organism in Eukaryota, Fungi, Ascomycota, Eurotiomycetes, Eurotiales, Trichocomaceae. The record is from RefSeq and is a predicted model, not a curated record. The transcript is spliced from 2 exons.